Molecule: messenger RNA, 1002 nt
Organism: Frankliniella occidentalis (western flower thrips)
Lineage: Eukaryota; Metazoa; Arthropoda; Insecta; Thysanoptera; Thripidae
Product: nose resistant to fluoxetine protein 6-like
Exons: 6
Coding region: 2-916 (304 amino acids)
Source: RefSeq, a predicted model, not a curated record
GAUGCAGACGUGGUUCCUGGCCGCCGCCCAGCAGAUGUCCCUCGUCACGCCGUUCGUCAUGUGGGCCGUGCACAGCCGCAGCAGCUCGGGGCGCUCGCCCUGGCGCGGCUGCGCGCCGCUGCUCCUGCUGCUCGCCGCGGCCUGCGCCGUGCUGUACGCCUGCACCGCGGCCUAUGCGCUGCUGCCCGCCACGCCCGUCUUCCCCAUGAUCCUGCAGCGGGGCAACCUGCUGCACAACGACAACUUCCUGAAGCAGUACCUGCCCACGCACACCAACGCUAUCUCCUACAUCGUAGGCCUGCUCGCUGGAGCCGUGGCCUACUUCGCUCGUGCAAGAGGGUGGUCCCCAUCGCAGUCCGCGCGCCGAGUGCUGUCCCUCGGCAUCCCAUUGGGGUACGUCCUCAUGAACGUGUCCAUCAUGCUGGGCGUCGUGUACCUCAUGUACGAGUCGGAGCGGCCUUGGCUGGAGGCCCUGUGGGCGCCCGCCAGGACGCUGGCGUUCUCCGUUCCCGUCGCCUGGGUCAUCGUCACCUGCAGCCUGGGCUGCGGAGGUCUGCUCGAGUGGUUUCUCAGCAGAACGCCAAUGCUCGUCCUGGGGCGCCUUGCCUACUGCGUCUACCUCUGCCACGUCACCUUGGUCAUCGCCACUUACGCGUACGCUCGACAGCCUCUCUUCGUCGGCAGAUACACCUUCUUUCAUGCAUGUGCGGGAGACAUCUUCCAGUCAUUCCUCUUCGGGUUCCUUCUUCACAUAACCGUCGAGGCACCCAUGUCCAAUGUUCUUAUGAUGUUGUAUUCUGGCGUUUCGAAAAAGAAUGUGGAGAAGCAAAGUGCAGUCGGGGAGAGCCCGGAUCAGCCGAUUUCCAUCUCUACCUUAGACGCUUCAGCAGUGGAAAGUCAAGUGUCAAAGUUGUAAUAAAAAGUGUACAUGCAUUUAUAUGUGCGCGGUUUCCGCCUACAAUGGAACGUAAUGUAUAAAAAUAAAUGAGGGUUUUGUACGAA